UCUGUCUAGCAGUAGCUUAGUGACUGUAGGUGUGAACACAUUACAGGUGGUUGCCCCCGGCUUAUCAUGGGAUUCUCCUGACCUUAUCUGCUUCUCACUUCGCGCCCACAGGCGUGAGCAUGGUGUGGGUGCCUGUGGUCACCAUGCUGUGCUGGUCUCCUCAGGUCUUCGCCCCACACCCUUCGGAAAGAGCAUUGCGCAGCUACCUCAUCAGCGAGCGACCUUGCGGCGCGCAGUACGGUCUGAACGGCACUUGCAUGUUCAUGUACGACUGCGAGAAGACGAACGGCCACCACAUGUUCAUGUGCAAGGAUUCCUUCAUCUUCCGUAGCUGCUGCGGCCACAACCUGAGUCCGGAGCAGGUGGCACGGCUUCCACUGCAUGCCGCACCAUCGCUGCCGAGGCCGCCUCAACCGAGUCAAUCCCGGCCAGUCGAGCAGCCGCCGCGGCCUCACUUCAUGACCUCGGGUUCAUCUACUCCUAGUCCUUACUUGCCGCACACAACAUUGAGUCAUAUCACGCGGCCCGCUUCUAGUCUUUCCUCCAGUUCCACAGAGAGGUGGGGCCAUCAAACCGCCGGGCACAACCACAUGAGUGAUUCGGACUUGACUAACAUGAUCGACUCUACUUGGAGCCACAGUCAUCAUUGGCCAGCCUUCGUGACAAGACCUCAGCCCAGGCCAAGGCCUUCCGUGCAGACCACCACUACCACCACCACAACCACUACCACUACUACUACCACCACUACCACGCCGAUGCCGUCCACGAUCCCAACCACCACAUCGACUGACAGCGCAACACUGGUUAGCAAGCCACCCUCCAAGGGUUCCGUCUCAGCUAACAAGACCUCGGACGAAUGCGGUGUCCCCAUGGUAACUUCGCAACAUGAAAUGAGAAUUGUCGGUGGAAAGAACGCCCAAUUCGGAAUCUGGCCUUGGCAGGUUUCAGUUCGAAGAACAUCCUUCUUCGGAUUUUCGAGUACGCAUCGCUGUGGUGGUGCUCUUCUUAACGAGCAAUGGAUAGCCACGGCCGGUCACUGUGUAGAUGAUCUGCUGACGUCACAGAUCCGAAUCCGAGUGGGCGAGUACGACUUCUCAAGUACGAUAGAGCCGUACCCACACAUGGAGCGAGGGGUCGCCAAGAAAGUGGUGCACCCAAACUAUAAUUUCUUCACGUACGAGUACGACCUGGCCCUGGUGCGACUGGAUACGGCCCUGGAGUUCGCCCCCCACGUGCUCCCCAUCUGUCUGCCCGGCUCGGACGAUCUGCUCAUAGGCGAGCCGGCCACGGUCACCGGAUGGGGGCGCCUCAGUGAGGGGGGCACCCUGCCGUCUGUCCUGCAGGAGGUGACGGUGCCCAUAGUGAGCAAUGACAAAUGCAAAAACAUGUUCCUGAGAGCUGGUAGGCACGAGUUUAUCCCUGACAUCUUCAUGUGUGCCGGCUACGAUACUGGCGGCAGAGAUUCCUGCCAGGGAGACUCCGGAGGACCUCUGCAGGUGAAGGGGAAGGACGGACGUUACUUCCUGGCCGGCAUCAUCAGCUGGGGAAUCGGCUGUGCGGAGGCUAAUCUGCCCGGAGUCUGCACUCGGAUAUCCAAGUUUGUGCCCUGGAUACUGCAGACGGUCACAUAGCAGCGGUAUCCGAGUCUUCUGGAUAUCUCUACCUGCAGUUGGAGCGCGGGUCGCAGUCUAAUCGUAUAGGGUCUCUACAGUCCGAGUCUGUAUCCAACGACAACUGUGCAUCCAUCGAGGAUGAAGACUGUAUCACGAUUAAGGAUGAUCUUGAACUUUAUCUUUGACAUUAUAAUCUGCAUGGAGCAUAAAAUGACUUGCACUUGAUAUUAGUCACACAUUAAUCAUAGUUGGCUGAAUGAUGUCAAGAUUGGUGUCAGAGAUUGAUAGGUUUCGGAAGAUGACACAGAGGAGAAGAAGAGUUCAAUCUCGAAACAUUCGGUUUAUCAAAACCGAGACGUAUACCCCCUUUUGUUGACUACAUGAGUUUAUACAGUUUUACUCUCAUCAACAAAUCCACUGAUAGGGUAGUUUUAGUAUAGCGUUAUUUAAAGGGCGGUGUUCACCUUUAGAAUAUCCACUGUUAAUUCGAAGGAAGAGAGCCAUUGAAUCGAUAGCAAACAUUUUUGUUCCUUAAUUUUAUUUGUAAUAUUAUUUUUUAUUCAAAGUAAAAAAUAUUUGAACUUCUUGUCCCCGAAUAGGGUACUUUCAUCACAUUAUGAAACGAAAAGUAGGACUUUGUAUACAUCUUUAAACGUAUUUAGCAGAGAGCAAAAGUGUAUGAAAACUUUUAAGCUUAUUAAGGCAGAAUAUUCUCGCGGUAAUUAAAACACGCUCGGUUCUUGUUUCUUGGCAGUUUUACACUUAACCUGAACCGCCCGGAGAGGCGCUCUCAAGUAACUUGGCUCUUCUGUCUGAAACUUUCCGUCCGGGAGAACGGCAAGUUUUGUUACGAUCAAAAUAUAUAAAGGCUCUGAUCUGUUUAUUCUUGUAACCACUGGAGUUAAAUAGGAACACUAUCUCAUCUAGUUGAAUUUACGAUUUUUCAGGCUAUUGAAUGUUUGAAUAGCAUGAAAGAAAUCGGUCUGAAAUUCGUUAUCAGUGACUGAAACUGCAUGUACUCCGUUGUUGAUCAGUUACUCUUUGGGUGAACAUAUAUUCGUCGCAAUAGUAGAAGUAAUAAAUUACAUGUAUAUAUUGUACCAGUAUUGUAUUUAAUUUAAAUAAUUAUAUUGCUGUAAGCACUUCGUAUUUUGUGUUCACAUUUUUUUGUAUGUAUUUGUAUAGUUUUCUAUAAUAUACUGAUCACUGUAUUGUACUAUCAAUGCAGCCUCUUUCUUCAUUGCGGCUUUAGUAUAAAUAUUGUCUCAAAACGUAUGAUUUAGAUGUAGCGGCGGUUUAUUAUUUGCAACUAAACAGCAUAAUGUAUCAUAUUCAUUAGGUUGGAAGUAAACAUUACAAAAUAUUUUGUUGAUUUCAUGAAAUAGUGUACUGUAAGGAUGGUGAAUACGAGAAAUGUGAAUGUAUAAUAAAGCAAUACGAUAUGGAAGCAAUUAAGCCAAACAUUUAUAUGUGAGGUCAUGUAAAAAUAAAUGUUAUUAUAAAACUUGUACAUAUGCCCUAUUAUUCUGUAAGAAAUGUAAAUAGUGUAUGUUUUGUUAUUUGCAUUGUAUUAAAGAAAUAUUUUCCUAUUGUUCAA
Messenger RNA from Homalodisca vitripennis (glassy-winged sharpshooter), 3210 nucleotides. RefSeq names its product serine proteinase stubble (gene Sb). The transcript is spliced from 9 exons. Gene Ontology annotation, biological process: proteolysis. NCBI's taxonomy places the organism in Eukaryota, Metazoa, Arthropoda, Insecta, Hemiptera, Cicadellidae. Gene Ontology annotation, molecular function: serine-type endopeptidase activity. The record is from RefSeq and is a predicted model, not a curated record. Bases 120 to 1631 code for a protein of 503 amino acids.